Ostertagia ostertagi is the source of this 270-nucleotide messenger RNA. Lineage: Eukaryota; Metazoa; Nematoda; Chromadorea; Rhabditida; Trichostrongylidae. The record is from the annotation of a GenBank genome assembly.
AUGUCCACUGAGCAGACUCUCGUCAUGUACUCAGGUCAUCCACUUGGUCUGUUCCCAAGCCAUAGCGAUGCCCCACGGGUGACCAUAACCAAUGGAAUGAUGAUUCCAAACUACUCCACAAAGCCGCUAUACGAUAAAUAUUUCGCCUUGGGUGUCACGCAGUAUGGGCAGAUGACAGCCGGCAGCUACUGUUAUAGCCGCAGGCCAUUGUCCAUGCACGACGAUCAACAUUUGAAUCGGGCGACGUAUCUUGGACGGGGUGAACCUUAA